Passer domesticus (house sparrow) is the source of this 2262-nucleotide messenger RNA. It is a transcript of the gene NIF3L1, whose product is annotated as NGG1 interacting factor 3 like 1. The record is from RefSeq and is a predicted model, not a curated record. The coding region runs from base 252 to 1370 and encodes 372 amino acids. The transcript is spliced from 6 exons. Gene Ontology annotation, cellular component: cytoplasm; mitochondrion. NCBI's taxonomy places the organism in Eukaryota, Metazoa, Chordata, Aves, Passeriformes, Passeridae.
CCGUGCCGGCCCGGCCGUGCCCGCGGCCGCCGAGGAGCGAACGCCUGUGGGGCCGGGCUCUGCGGGUCGGAUGUGCCGCGGGACGGCGAUGGAGCUUGAGCUCCGCGCGUUUGGUGCAGGGCAGCGUGGGGCGGGACCGCGGGAGCCCGGGGAGGGGAGAGCGCUCGGUACCGGGCGGUGCCCGGCGUGUGCUUGGGCGGUGCGUUCCCGAGGCUCACGGCGGCCUGUGUUUGCCCCGCACAGGUCCCCGCAUGCCGCUGCUCCGCCCGCCUCUCCUCCGCGUCCGUGCCGUGCGCCGCCCGCCUGUACGCGCCCUCAUGAACCUCCGGGAGCUCGUUUCUGCCCUGAAUGACUUCGCAUCCCCCGCUCUGGCUGAAAGCUGGGACAAUGUGGGAUUACUGGUGGAACCAAGUCCUCCCCACACUGUGAACACCCUUUUCCUCACUAACGACCUCACUGAGGAGGUGAUGGAAGAGGCAGUGCAGAAGAAAGCAGACCUCGUUCUUUCUUACCACCCUCCUAUAUUCGCACCGCUCAAGCGAGUAACGUGGAAAACCUGGAAGGAACGGCUGGUGGUCCGAGCCUUGGAGAACAGAAUCGGGAUUUAUUCUCCACAUACGGCGUACGAUGCCAUACCUCAUGGAGUUAAUAACUGGCUAACAAAGGGACUCGGCACCUGUACUUCUGUCCCACUACAUCCAUCAACUGCACCAAGCUCUCCAGCUGAGGGCACUCACCGGGUAGAAUUCUGUGCAGAUGCUGAGCAUCUGGAUGCAGUGCUGUCCAAAAUCAAAGACAUCCCAGAGAUCUCUUGUCUCACUACUCUCCCAGUCAGGGUUGAAGGUGAGGAACAAACACGAGUCAGUCUGAACUGCUCUCAGAAAGCACUGCUGGAGGUGGUGGCAUUAUUGUCCCAGAACAGCCUUCUUUAUCACAAGACUGAGAUUCUCUUACUACAGAAGCCUCUUCUUCCCCACACUGGGAUGGGACGCCUGUGCACCCUGAGCGAGCCGGUCUCCUUGUCGGACACCAUCGAGCGUAUCAAAGGGCACCUGCAGCUCCCCCACGUCCGCGUGGCCGUGGGAGCGGGCAGGACACUUGAAUCACCAGUGAAGAAAGUUGCUCUGUGUGCUGGUUCUGGGAGCAGUGUCCUGAAGGGAACAGAAGCUGACCUCUAUCUCACAGGAGAGAUGUCCCACCAUGACGUGCUGGAUGCAGUUGCCAAUGGGAUAAGUGUUAUUCUGUGUGAGCACAGUAACACCGAGCGAGGCUUCCUGUCAGAGCUGCGUGAUGCACUCGCCAUCCACCUACAGAACAAAGUCAACAUCAUUGUGUCUGAGAAAGACAGAGAUCCUCUCCAGGUGGCAUAGGGGGAAAAACUGGAGAGAGAGAGAAAAUUCAGUCAAUAGUGUUACCUUGCACAGACCUAUCCAGUUGCGGAGCUAAUGAAGGUGCUUUCAGUUGGUCCAGUACAGAAUGCUUGUACUAUAUGGUCCCUCAAAGUCUGGGGUAUAUUUUGUCAUGUCAGAAAAAUAAAUGUUUGUUUUGGAAUACCAAAGGUUCAUUUACUUGAUUACUGGACUGUACUUGAAAAAAUUUACUGUUACUGCUUAAUGUUAUUAGUUACAGUUGAUGACCAUGAUACUCCAGGAUUGAUUUGGGUAAAAUAUAUAAAACCUGACUUACCUCCAGAUUUAAGCUUAGGCAGCAGUUCUACCCUACUACAGUUAUGUCAAAUCAUGUCAGUGCAAGCCACUGAUACUUUACCUAAUAAAUUUCAGAAAUAGUAGUUAAUGAAUGGAUGGAGAUUAACAGUUGUACUAAGGCGCCACUCAGCUGCAAAUAAACACAGAACACAAAGCAAGUUGUUGGUACUAGUAUUCAAUUACACAAUCUACCACUAAUGCAGCUUUAAGGAUUUUCAAAAGAGGGAUUCUCAAUUCAAAAAAGCUUUGUAAGGUUGAAACUCAAUUCCUUAAAGCUGUAAAUUCAUGUGCCUUUGUUAUUUUCUUUUAAAUAACAGUUUCUGUAACUGUGGCUUUUAAUUACAGGAUUACUAAAACUGAACAAGUAGUAUUUUCACCACUGAUAAUGAGUUUAAUUUUCCAAGCUAGUUUUUUUCUGUUGGGAUUUUUUUUUAAGAAAAAAUAAAUCUCACAGUUGUAUACCCUACCAUCUCUGGAUGGUAAAUAUAUUUAAUUAGAAAUUUGUAAAGAUGUUAGCUCUAUCCUUUUAAGUUAAUAAAAGCAGCUCAUCAAGCAA